Messenger RNA from Adineta steineri, 1512 nucleotides. NCBI's taxonomy places the organism in Eukaryota, Metazoa, Rotifera, Eurotatoria, Adinetida, Adinetidae. The record is from the annotation of a GenBank genome assembly.
AUGCAAUUUCUUUGGUUUGUGAUAUUUCUAGUACAAUGUUUUUUAAGUAUUAAUGCUAAAUGGGUACGUGAUGUUGAUUCCAAAAUUAUCGACGAAAUUAAACAAAAUCCGUCCAUUGCUUAUUUAAUUCAAUUUCAUGCACCAUGGUGUGGACAUUGUCGAAAGUUUGAACCUGUUUAUGAAGAAAUAGCGAAAGAAAUCUAUGAUUUAUCAUCAACAGUUGAUGAAUUUAAAAAUAUUCGUAUUGUACGUAUUGAUGCUACUGUUUAUACUGAUGUUGCUAAUCGGUAUGAUGUACGUGGUUAUCCAACAAUAAAAUUUGUUCGUGGUCCACAAGUAUUUGCUUAUGAAAAUGAACGAGCAAAAACAGCUGUUUUAGAAUUUUUACGACGUGUCAAUGGUCCGGCACUACGUUGGUUACCAUCAAUUGGAAAAUUUAAUGAAAUACGUCGUGAACAUGAUGUUUUCUUUUUAUUUGUUACAACAAAUCAUGAUGAAAAUGACAAUUUAUUUAAUCAAUAUAAAGAUAUUGUUAAUCGAUAUUUAAGUCAAACUUAUUUUUAUGCAACGAAUGUUUCAAUUAUUCAACAAACCUAUUUUUCAAAAUAUAAAACCGAUGCUAAAUCACAAAUAUUUGCUAUUAAAAAUGAAGGAUUUUAUUUAUAUAAACCUGAAGAUUAUAAUAAUAAUUUAGAUGAAUUUAUUAUUAAAGAAAAAGUUGCGACUUUUCCACAAGUUGCAUCUGGAAAUAUACAUGAUUUAAUUGUAACAAAACGAAUUGUGAUUAUUUAUGCAUUUAAAGAUCAACAUGAAUUAGUUGCACAAAAACAAAAAAGAAAUGAAUUGAAAACUCAAAUGCGUGCUUAUGUUAUGAAACAUAUAUCAACACUUCGUGAUACAUUCCAAUUUUCAUGGUCAAAUGAUCUUGAUUUACUUAGUAAUAUAGCUGUAUGGACACUUGAUGAACCAUUAAUCUUUCUUUAUGAUAGUGUUAUACAUAAAUAUGGUAUUUAUCCAUUAUCAUCAAUGAUUGAUAGUAAUAUUCAAUUGGAGCCUAUACUUGAUUAUAUUAUUAAAAAUUCUACGGAAAUAAUUCAAUAUUCAGGUGAUACAUGGCCUAAACGUAUAUUUCGUCCAUUUUGGGAAUUAUAUCGAACAAUAAUAUCAAUGUUUAUUGAAGCACCAUUUAUAUCUAUGCUUAUUAUUGGUAUUCCAGCAUCUGUUAUAUCAUUAAUAUGUUAUUGUUUAUGUUGUUCAUCGAGUGAUAAUUCGUCAAAUAAAUCAAAGAAUCCGAAGAAAAAACGAAAAGAUGGACAAAUUACUGAACAAGAUGAGGAUGAACAACAAAGUUUAAAUGAAGAUGAAGAUGAUGAAUAUGAAGAACGUAUUGUUCAAGUUGAACCAAGAUUUAUUGAAAAAUUUAUUAAACCGCCUGAUGCACGUGAUAUACCAACAUGGCCUAUCAUGCCAGAUGAUAGUCAAAAAUCAAUUAGUGAAAAAAAACGAGAUUAA